GCCCAAAUAUGCGCCGUACCAUGGCCCAGAUUAGUAUCCUGCUCUCAAAAUAAUUAGGUUACAGGAAGAGAAGUAUAAAAGGAGCAGCGCUGGAUGUCCUAAUAUAAUCCGUAGAAUUAUUCAGCUUCAAAUUCUUGUAACCCUGUUUACUUUUACGUGGAAUUCGUUUCUUCAUUCACAGAUUUACCCGCAUAAAGAUUAGAUAAAUAUUUUUUUCCCCAGUUCUCGGUUUCUAGAUCGCUGCGUUGAUUAUUUCAAGAUUCAAUUGGUUUCUGAACAUCAUAAGUUGGUUAAUUUAGUACUCAAUCCAAACUCCCAAUUUUUUGGAUUUUUUGAGUAAUUUGUACUAUAUUGAAGGUUUUGCGAACCUUGAGGUGUUUUUCAUGUGAUGGAUGAUAAUUUGGCGGAUCUUGAUUUGAACCAAGAACCCUUGGACCCACCUGUGAAUUCAGAUGCGAGAUUUGGAUCUAUGUUGAAUGAGUUGGACACUACCCAUGGUAGGAUAGAGGAUAGGAUUCGACAUCUUGAAGCUGUUACUGCUCGUACUAGGCAGCGCCAGAGGUGGCGUCAAUUGCGUAAUCCUGCGGAAAUAAGUGACUUUUCGGGUGAACAUGUGGUUGAUGUGGAUGGUGAGAGAGGCGCUGAGAGAGGAAGAGUUUGUAAAAGGGGUAGUUCCCAUUUGGUCGCAAAGGCUUUGGAGAUGGAUUCCGAUGUUAAGAAGGUUGAAAAGGAAGGAUGGAGCUUUUACGAUUGUAAUAUAUGCUUGGAGGUGGCGAGGGAGCCUGUCCUGACUUGCUGUGGUCACUUGUUUUGUUGGGUGUGCUUUUAUCAAGUUCCGUAUAUUGAUUCAACUUCCAAGGAAUGUCCAGUUUGUAAGGGAGAGGUAUCUGAUAGCACUGUUAUUCCUAUUUACGGGAACGGGGAGAGCGAACUUGUGUCUGAGUUGGAAUCUGGCUUGAAAAUACCUCCGAGGCCCAAAGCUCGGAGAGUUGAGAGUGCGAGGCAACAGCAAGUGACAAAUGGUUUAUCUCAUGGUCCAGUUGCAGAAGCAUUGAGGCGAAUUAGGAUUAGUAUUGGUACAAUGGAGGAUCAAACUGAGGAUGGGAGUCGUAAUUUAAGGUUUGAGUCUGAUGCUCCAGAGGUGCAAACUGGAGGGGCAGCUGGCGGCCGGCGGCGGCGCCGCCUUAGGGUCCAGCGGGUUUCAAGAGUAUUAUCCGAAAGUGCUGCUUCUCUUUCUUCUCUUUCAUCUGCUUUGAGUAAUGCUGAAAGGUUAGUCGAGGACCUUGAAACAGUUAUAAACAACCGUUUAUCGAGUGACACCCGGCGUUCAUCAGUUGAGAUAGGGAAUAAUCCUCGUACUAGUGAUUCUGCUAUCAUACAAUCAGAUCACCAAGCUCUAGAUUCUAGUGCGGCUAUUUCCUCUUCCCAAACAAGGGAUGUUCCUAGUGAUGAUGUACAAUUCCUGGCAAUGACGACUUUUGGUGAAAUCAAUUUGCCGACUGUACCUUCUUCUUCAACUACCCGUAGAAGAAGAGUUUUGUCUCGGGUUUCAAAUGCAGACAAUCAGGAUUCCCGUGAAUCCAGGAGGAGAAGAUUGAGCUGAGUGAUUACUGGCAGAAUAAGAAUGCUUCAUAUAGCUCGAUGCUAUGCCUACUGGGUCAUUGGCAUCUGAGAAUUGGAUAUGCACUCAACCAGAAGGUGAACUUUUUAACUACUUAGAUUCGAAGCGUGUUACUGGAUAUUUGAGGAAAGUGUAAGAUUACUGGAUGUUGCUGCUAUACCCUUCAGUAUUUUCUUCCCAUUGUGUUUGUUGACUGAUUUGUCACUCUUUUACAGUUUUACUGAUUUACAAAUUGCCCCUUUUUCUG
This is a messenger RNA of Olea europaea var. sylvestris, 1868 nucleotides long. RefSeq names its product postreplication repair E3 ubiquitin-protein ligase RAD18-like. Bases 389 to 1603 code for a protein of 404 amino acids. Gene Ontology annotation, molecular function: ubiquitin-like protein conjugating enzyme binding; ubiquitin protein ligase activity. The transcript has 2 exons. Gene Ontology annotation, cellular component: endoplasmic reticulum. Gene Ontology annotation, biological process: ubiquitin-dependent protein catabolic process. The record is from RefSeq and is a predicted model, not a curated record. NCBI's taxonomy places the organism in Eukaryota, Viridiplantae, Streptophyta, Magnoliopsida, Lamiales, Oleaceae.